AUGCCGUUGCUGGACGUCGGAUAUAAACGAAUUCACUAUGUCGAGUGGAGGCCCGCAGGAGAGCAGCCGGCGCGCGAGACGUUCGUCCUGAUGCACGGGCUGGGCUCGUCGCAGAACUACUACUACGCCGUGUGCCAGAGGCUCGUGGCCAGCGGGUUCCGAUGCAUCGCCUUUGACAACACGGGUGCCGGGCGCUCGCCGUACACGGGGAUUGAGCAGAGCGUCGAGGCGCUGGGCGGGGAUGUCAUUGGUGUCAUGGAUGCGCUCGGGGUGCAAAAGGCGGUUUUUGUCGGGCACAGCAUGGGCGGUAUUGUAGGCGCGCAUCUGGCUGCAGAGCGCAGCGAGCGCAUGGUUGCGGCGGUGCUCAUCGGCCCCGUGUAUCCCAACGGCGGGCUGGCAGGCGUGUUUGAAAAGCGCAUGGCGACGGUUGAGGCGCACGGGAUGCAGGCUUUGGCCGACAGCAUUCCGCAGGCGGCGGUGGGGAAAAACGCAUCGCUGCUUGCUCAAGCCAUGAUGCGCGAGCUGCUGCUGGCACAGGACCCGGCGGGCUACGUAUCCAAUUGCCGGGUCAUCGUCAAUGCAGCGGUGCCGGCGUACAGCAGCAUCCGCGUGCCUGUCCUCAUCCUCGCGGGCGACGAGGACAAGAGCGCGCCGGUCGAGGACUGCCGCAAGAUGUUUGGCGAGCUUGGGUGCAGUGACAAGAAGAUGCAGGUUCUGGCGGGCGUGGGGCACUGGCACUGUCUCGAGGCGGCUGACGAGGUGGCGAGGUUGAUUGAGGCGUUUUACCACGAGAUACAGUAA
This is a messenger RNA of Exserohilum turcica Et28A, 801 nucleotides long. RefSeq lists its product as uncharacterized. The record is from RefSeq and is a predicted model, not a curated record. Lineage: Eukaryota; Fungi; Ascomycota; Dothideomycetes; Pleosporales; Pleosporaceae. The transcript has 2 exons. Bases 1 to 801 code for a protein of 266 amino acids.